Mycotypha africana is the source of this 2220-nucleotide messenger RNA. Its product is annotated as DNA replication licensing factor MCM7. Gene Ontology annotation, cellular component: nucleus; MCM complex. Gene Ontology annotation, molecular function: single-stranded DNA helicase activity; ATP hydrolysis activity; ATP binding. The record is from RefSeq and is a predicted model, not a curated record. Gene Ontology annotation, biological process: double-strand break repair via break-induced replication; DNA strand elongation involved in DNA replication; DNA replication initiation. The coding region runs from base 1 to 2220 and encodes 739 amino acids. Lineage: Eukaryota; Fungi; Mucoromycota; Mucoromycetes; Mucorales; Mycotyphaceae. The transcript has 6 exons.
AUGGCUUCGCUCAUCCCAGUUACAAUUAAUAAUGUCGCCUACGGUGAAGACAAGGAGAAGUUACGUUCAUUCCUGACUCAGUAUAAGGAAAAAGUAACAACUGAAAUGGGUGAAGAGGAAGAUGUCUUAAAAUAUGAUGUUUUAUUGCAAAAAAUCGUUGAUAGAGAAAAUACAGUUAUCACGAUUGAAUUAGAUGAUAUCAAAAAGUUUGAUGAUAAUAAUGAUCUUUUAUCCCACAUCAGAAACAACACAAAGCACUAUCUUGAACUCGCCGCUCUUGUCAUUGAUGAAUUAUUGACUACAAAAGUUACCAGAAACCCUGAACUCAGCUACAAUGAUAGUGUACUAGAUGUUAUUAUUCACCAAAGAAUUGCUCAUGAUACCAGACGAACUAAUGAGAAUGAGGAGAAGUUCCCUGCUGCCUUGACACGUCGAUUUGAGGUAUUCUUUAAACCAUUAAGUGACGAUGUCGCACUUUCGGUUCGUCAAACCAAUGGCAGCCUACUCGGUAAACUGGUAACUGUUCGUGGUAUUGUUACUCGUGUAUCUGAUGUGAAGCCAUUCCUCCAAGUGAAUACUUACACUUGUGAAUCAUGUGGUUCGGAAAUUUUUCAAGAGAUCAAACAAAGACAGUUCACUCCUCUUGUCGAAUGUCCUUCUGCCGAAUGUAAAGAUAAUGCUGUAAAGGGAAAGCUAUAUAUGCAUACCAGAGCUUCUAAAUUCUUAGCCUUCCAAGAAGUGAAGCUGCAAGAAUUGACGGAUCAAGUGCCCGUGGGACACAUUCCCCGAACCAUGAAAUUACAUCUUUACGGUGCUGUAUGCCGUCAGUUAAAGCCCGGUGAUGUAGCCAAUGUCAGUGGUGUAUACUUACCUAUGCCUUAUACGGGAUUCAGAGCCUUGCGUGCUGGUUUGCUUACAGAUACUUACAUGGAAGUUCAGCACGUACAUCGUUUGAAAAAGCAAUAUGACGAAAUAGAGAUGACACCAGAGGAUGAAGAAAUAGUGGAACAAUUGAAGUCAGAUCCUAAUGUCUACAACCGUCUAGCACGCAGCAUUGCUCCAGAAAUUUACGGACAUGACGACGUAAAGAAAGUAUUAUUGUUGCUUUUAGUUGGAGGUGUUCAUAAAACAGUGGGUGAUGGCAUGAAAAUUCGUGGUGAUAUCAAUAUUUGCUUAAUGGGUGAUCCAGGUGUUGCCAAAUCGCAGCUUCUUAAAUUCAUCGCCAAAGUUGCACCUCGCGGUGUAUACACCACAGGUCGUGGUUCAUCAGGUGUAGGUUUGACAGCCGCCGUUAUGAGAGAUCCCAUCACCGACGAAAUGAUCUUGGAAGGUGGUGCACUUGUUUUAGCUGAUAAUGGUAUAUGUUGUAUUGAUGAAUUUGAUAAGAUGGAUGAAACAGAUAGAACAGCAAUUCACGAAGUUAUGGAACAGCAAACUAUCAGUAUUUCUAAAGCUGGUAUCAACACCACACUCAAUGCUCGUGCUUCCAUCUUAGCUGCCGCCAAUCCUUUAUUAGGUCGCUAUAAUACCCGUCUUUCGCCUACGCAAAAUAUUAACUUACCAGCGGCCUUACUGUCACGUUUCGAUAUUCUUUACUUGAUCCUUGAUAAACCCUCAGACGACAUGGAUCGUCUUCUGGCCGAACACGUUACAUACGUUCAUACCCACAACAAACCACCUCAGAUGGAUAUUGAUGCAUUAGAACCUCACAUGAUUAGACAUUAUGUGGCGCACGCUAGAACAAAACGUCCUGUUCUUAAGCCAGAUGUUGCAGAAUAUAUAUCUAAUGUUUACGUCGACUUACGACGUCAAUACAAAUUAGAUGAAGUUCGUGAAAGACAAUUCACUUAUGCUUCUGCUCGUACUCUUCUGGGUAUCAUUCGUAUGGCGCAAGCUAUGGCUCGUAUUCGUUUAUCUGAUUAUGUCGAGCAGACUGAUGUUGAUGAAGCUAUUCGUUUAAUUGAUGUGUCUAAGGCCUCUCUCUUUGACAACGAAUCACAGAGACGCGACGGUCGUACCGACAGAAGUCCUAUGUCAGGCAUUUUCAACAUUGUCAAAGAAUUACAUGCUCAAUUCGGUAAUCCUCUUCAAUUGACUACCGUUAAACAACGUGUAGCCUCUAGAGGUUAUACAGAAACCCAUCUACAAGAAGCUAUUCGAGAAUAUGUUGAUCUUGAAGUAUGGCAAGUGUCAGACAAUCAAUUAGUCGUUAUCCAAUAA